ACUGUGGAAUAGACUAAUAGUGACUAUUGGCACACACUCAAAAUAUUUUCAACAAACAAAUUAAUCGUCUUUGAGAUCUUAUACACAUGAUUCGUAAAUGCACUGCUUUAGAAAAACGUAAAUCUUUAAUCGAAAGUGCGGCUGGCAAAGAAAAGAUUAAUCCCGACGCUGUGGUGCAGGGUACAUUCAAGAAGCCGAAAUGAACUCGUGUUAUCAAACGUUCCACAGCUAUUCUUAGUGAAGGGAAUGUGAUCGUAGGUGGUGAUUUGUUUUGAAUGCAACUCACAUUAGACGAAGGAGUUGCCUUCUCUCAACAGCAUCAAAUUUAUGAUCGCCUCAGACUAGAACGAUUUUAAAAGCUAGAUGUGAAAGCUGCUCUGCAAAAUUUGAUGCCAAAUGCAACCGUUCUGAACUGUUAAGAAAUAACUUCACAAUGCGGUAAUUGUUCUGAUGUGUGAUUAUCCACGGAUGGACCUGGUGCACGUCGGCUGAUACAUCAUUUACAAUCCGCGGUGAGACUGACGAGGCGGGACCGCCGACAGGAUGGUGGAGCGGUCGGACCGUGCCCCUCUGCUGGAUUGGGAGGAGGUUCCGUCAGCGGAGAAGCCCGGCGGUGCAGCACCGGCGGCAGCUCACGCUAAGGACCGUCUGUCGAGCCCCUCUAACACUCGUGCCUCAUCAGGAUGCUCCGCGCCGGGCUUUGGGUGGAGCAGCGGUCCGGGGGGUCCCACUCCCAGCAGGUCUGUCUCCAGCUCAGACGGCUGCAGCACCCCGCCCAUGACCUCCAGCAACCCGGCGGGCACGGAUGAAGGGCUGCGUCCCGACAAGGAGGAGCAUCUGUCGGAUUCAGGACCGAGGGAGGUGACGCUGGAAGACAGGAUGGUGAAAUGGGAGGAAAAGGACCAGAUUGUGUCGGUUUUUGUGGUUACAUUCAACACCAGAUCAGGAAACAUGCUGGAGUGGUGUCUGCCCAAAGACAUGGACCUGGAGGGUGUGGAGUUCAAAGCUAUCGCCAGCGGCUCCCACCGAGUCACCACAGACUUCAUCUACUUCCGGAAGGGCAGCUACUUUGGCUUGGCCUGCUUUGCCAACAUGGCGGUGGAGAGCACGGUGGAGAGGGGGGCGAGGAUGAAGUCGGUAGGGAUCCUGUCUCCUUCCUACACACUGCUCUACCGCUACAUGAGCUUCCUGGAGCACCAGGUCAGGCUCCAGCUCCAGUCUCCAGGCCACUACUCUCCUCUGGAGGCCUUCUAUGAGGACAAGAGAGCGCUCCUGCCCCCCAGUGGAGAUGGUGUUGUUACUGCAUGUCCAGCCAAUGCCUGGGGAGCUGCAAUCAAUCACAGCAUGCACCCUGAGAUGAAGAUCACGCACCCAGCAGGAUGUAUGUCCCAGUUCAUCCGCUUCUUUGGAGAGCAGAUCAUGGUGCUGUGGAAGCUGGCUCUCCUCCGCAGACGCAUCCUCAUCUUCUCCCCUCCUCCUGUGGGUGUGGUCUGCUACAGGGUCUACUGCUGCUGUUGCCUGGCAAACAUCUCCAUCCCUGGGGUCAGCGUGGCCGUGCCUGAGUUCCGCCCCUUCUUCUAUGUUAAUGUGGCUGAUAUCAGUGCUCUGGAGAACGAGCUCUCCUAUGUAGCAUGUACUACUGAGAAGAUCUUUGAGGAGAAGAAGGAUCUGUACGAUGUGUAUGUAGACAAUCAGAAUGUAAAAACCUGCAGAGACGGCCUGAAGCCUCUGCUCCGACUCAGUACCGCAGACCGAGAGAAAUAUCGCAAACUCACAGAGCAGAGGCAGAUGUGGCUGUACUCCCAGGAGGAGAAUGGAGACUGUGUGUCCAGUGAAGAGGAUCUCUUUAUUCUGUUUUUCUUGGAGCAAAACAACCGAAUUUUCCAGACCCUGAGUGAAGUGGCGGGAAGCCCUGAUCCCACUUUGACACAGGAGAGUGUGAGAGCCAUGGGUCUGGACCCCCAUGGAGACAGGCUCUUCCUGCUCCACCUGUUGGAGAUCUAUGGCUAUGACACCCUGCUGGUGUCAGAGCAGCUUUGCUGCAGCUGAGAGACAACUGAUGGCAAGCUUU
Seriola dumerili (greater amberjack) is the source of this 2071-nucleotide messenger RNA. Its product is annotated as protein LCHN-like. NCBI's taxonomy places the organism in Eukaryota, Metazoa, Chordata, Actinopteri, Carangiformes, Carangidae. Gene Ontology annotation, cellular component: cytoplasm. The transcript has 9 exons. The record is from RefSeq and is a predicted model, not a curated record. Bases 544 to 2049 code for a protein of 501 amino acids.